Diorhabda carinulata is the source of this 8974-nucleotide messenger RNA. RefSeq names its product probable Na(+)/H(+) antiporter nhx-9 (gene Nhe2). The transcript has 16 exons. Gene Ontology annotation, molecular function: sodium:proton antiporter activity. Gene Ontology annotation, biological process: sodium ion transport; regulation of pH; proton transmembrane transport. Bases 79 to 3204 code for a protein of 1041 amino acids. Gene Ontology annotation, cellular component: membrane. The record is from RefSeq and is a predicted model, not a curated record. NCBI's taxonomy places the organism in Eukaryota, Metazoa, Arthropoda, Insecta, Coleoptera, Chrysomelidae.
CCCCAGUCUCGUCAGGUGCACGGUACCUGCAUCAGACUGCCCUAAUGGCAGUCCUCACGCGUCGAUAGACCGUAUGUGAUGUAUUCUUUGGAACAUAGUGUUAACCUUUCAAGGCGAGCUUGCAAGAACAGGACACGUUACGUGUUGUUGCUAUUGUUAUUGUUGUUGUUGAUUGGAUAUUGCGAUUGUUUUGCCAAGCCGCCGAAUCAUGCUGCCGAUAGCCACAAACAAACUUCUACCAACCUUGGCGCCAACUCUUAUGAAUAUAGCAGUUUGUAUAAAACUAUCUCGACAUCUUCGGAUCAGAGACCACCGGUUGAGAACAACGCAGACAAUACAGAAAAACCGAUUACUAGUUUCGUCACUGAAAAAACGGCGGAUAAAAAAGAGGUGACGAGGUAUCCAAUUAUAUCGGUCUCUUUCCAUAGAGUAGAAACUCCAUUUAUCAUAGCUUUAUGGAUUUUUUGUGCCAGUCUGUCCAAAAUAGGAUUUCAUAUGGCCCCAAAGUUGAGCGCAAUAUUUCCAGAAUCGUGCCUAUUGAUAUUCGUUGGAGUGGUGAUCGGAGUGAUUUUGGUGCAUAUGACAGACAGCGUCCACAUGUCACCAUUAACGCCAGACACGUUUUUCUUCUACAUGCUUCCACCGAUCAUACUCGACGCCGGCUAUUUCAUGCCUAAUCGAUUGUUUUUUGAACACUUCGGCACUAUAUUAUUGUUUGCUGUUGUUGGUACUAUUUUUAAUACAUUAACUAUAGGUGCUUCCUUAUGGGCGGUCGGACUAACAGGUCUGUUUUCCUGUGAUACUCCCCUGCUAGACAUGUUCCUGUUUGGCUCUUUGAUCUCUGCAGUCGAUCCGGUGGCGGUGCUAGCAGUAUUCGAAGAAAUUCAAGUUAACGAGAUAUUGUACAUAGUCGUGUUUGGUGAAUCGCUACUCAACGAUGCGGUUACUGUCGUGCUUUACCACUUGUUCGAAUCCUACACCCAGAUGGGAUUGAAAAAUAUUCUCUACGUCGAUAUGUUUUCGGGAUUUUUAAAUUUCUGGGUGGUGGCCAUCGGCGGUACGGUUAUCGGUGUGAUCUGGGGUAUGGCUACCUCUUUAGUGACUAAAUUUACGAAUGAAGUGCGAGUUAUAGAACCUAUUUUUAUAUUUGUUAUGGCCUAUUUAGCGUAUUUGAAUGCCGAAAUAUUUCAUAUGUCAGGAAUUUUGGCAAUAACUUUCUGUGGCAUUACUAUGAAGAAUUAUGUAGAAGCUAAUAUUUCCCAUAAAUCUCAUACGACCAUAAAAUAUACCAUGAAGAUGUUGAGCAGCUCCUCUGAAACGAUCAUCUUUAUGUUCUUGGGAGUCGCUACUGUUAAUAAGAACCACGAUUGGAAUACUUGGUUCGUCAUUCUCACAAUAGUAUUUUGCUCAUUUUAUAGAGUUAUAGGAGUAAUAAUAUUUACAGCAAUAGCAAAUCGUUUCCGCUUAAACCAAUUGAGUACCGUGGACAAGUUUGUUAUGUCUUACGGUGGAUUAAGAGGUGCUGUAGCUUUCGCUCUUGUGCUUCUCAUAAAUCCUAAAACGGUUAAACUCCAACCUAUGUUCAUGACUACUACUAUUGCUGUAGUGUAUUUCACAGUUUUUUUCCAAGGUAUCACAAUAAAACCGUUAGUGAAGAUUCUCAACGUGAAGACGGCCGAAAAAAGGAAACCAACAAUGAAUGAGAGGAUACAUGAGAGGCUGAUGGAUCAUACAAUGGCUGGAAUAGAAGAUAUUUUAGGUCAGCAUGGUAAUUACCAUAUACGAGAUAGAUUCAAACGUUUCGACAACCACUUCAUCAGGCCGUACCUCUUGCGUAAUCACCAAGGUGCGGAACAGAAAAUUCUGGAAACUUAUUCAAAACUAGCUAUGAGAGAUGCGAUGGAGUAUAUGCGUCGAAAUGCUUCAACUAUUGGAAAUAUCUCUGGUACUGAAAGUAUGUCUGCAAUAUUUAAAACUUAUACAGCGGGAAAUAUAAAUAGUAGAUCCGGAACUGAUUCUACAGGUCCUCUGAGAGAAAGUACGAGUUUUAGUCAAUUAGAUUCUAGUACUUGGAACAUUGAUAUGCAAGAAUUAGAAUAUAAUCCUUCCAAAAAAGAUUUGACGGAUGCCAAAAUCCACCAUUUGUUGGCUGAAGAAUUAGGAAAACCAUACAGGAGGCACCGCAAACUUAGUUAUAGUAGACAUGCAGUCAACGAUCGAGAUCUUUCGACACAAGUCAAUUACAGGAUGCACUUCAACAUGCGAAGAUUGGUUGCCGAUAAGAAACACCACCAUAAACGACAUAGUAAAAAAAUGAAUAAAGAUGGAAAGCAGAAUCAUGUGAGUUUUCCUGAAUUCCAGCAAAAUGGUACCGCGAAACAAUUCUGCACAGAUUACAUAACCGAAGUUCUAAAUGAAGACGAAAAUGAAUCAUCGUCAAAAGCUAUAAAAGAAGAAUGGGAUAGUCCAAUUACGUUUACAGCAAAAUCGUCACUUACAGAUGAAAGCGUAUAUUCGGAUAAUGGAAAAAGAUCUUCAAAAGGAUCUAUUGAAGGAGACUUUAUGAGAGUUUCAACGCCAACAGCCACAGAAAUGAUGCUUCCUUGGAAACGAGAAGAAGAAGGCUGUGUCCCCAUUCUCCAGAGCGAGUUUCCUGGAUGGGCGUCAAACAAGGAAUACUUAGCCUAUAAUUCACCGUCUGCCACAUUUUUGGGCGGUCUGGAAAAUCCUCGUUCAUCAGUUAUUGGUCUUUUUCGUCGAGAAAGUGUUGGUUCGGAACCAUCUUGCAGUGCCGAAUCUACUCCUCAUAAGGAAAGAAGAAAUUCUUCAGGACGGAGCACUUCCUUAUUAGUGGAAGAAACAGAGAAAGAUUCUGAUCCGUUAGGGGUUUUACAAAAAACGUUUAUGCCGAUUUCACCGUUACCACAACCACCUGCACAAAGGCGUCAAGCAAGGAGAGGUUCUAUGAUGGAAUUGAAUACAGGGUCUGUUACGAGAGACACAAUUCCAGAAGAAAUUUACGGAACUUCGUCACUUAGAAGACCGUCUUGGAUAAACAGUAGCUCCCAAAGACGUUCAAGUUUCACCAGGCAACCAACUUUAGGCAUAUCGUUGAUGGGUAAUGUUUCAUCACCUUCACCAACACCUUCAGAGGCUUCUAACGAAGAUACCGAUAUUGAGUGUUUGAUGAAAGCUGGACUUUAAUAUAAAAGUAUUGAAGAUCUAGAAUCUAGCGACUGAAAGCUUAUUGUGAUUAGGAUUGAACAACAGUAUUAAAGUAAAUUUCGAAUUUCGUUUUCCAAAUCACAUCGGAAUUUGAAACUUGUUAUAAUAAUGUCGAGGGUAAGAGAAGAUUUAAAAUAUUUUGCUAGCGUCCGUUUCAUCGUUUGCUCAUGAAAAUUCAUCUUUAGAAGUUAUUUUAAAUCAAAAGUAGUUUUUAAAUAGAAAAAUCAUUGUUAGUAUUUUCAUCGCGAUAUGUUUAACUUGUAAAUUCGCGUCAUAGCUUAAAAUUAGUCUCAAUUUGUUAUUUCCAUAAAAAAGUUGAUAAUUAAUAAUUGAGCAAAAACCCCUACGAUAAACAAACUUAUGAAUCAAUAGUUUGACUGCAAAAUAUAGUACCUGUCUCCUCUCUUUCGUAACCUAAGUUCAUUCACCUUCGGUUCCAGGAAUAAAUUGAUACUCUUGUAUAUAUACAGUGACUCACAGAUCAAAUAAAUCACUCUUUAUAAAUAAAUCAGAACUUGAAUUCCGUUAAAUCAAGAAGUAACAGUCACUAAUAGAAAUUUCUCUUUUUAUUAACUGCUUCAUCGUGUAAACUGUGAGUUACUUGAUGUUAGAGUAUACCUAAAUCUAAAAAUUAUCUUUUGUGAAACACCGUAUAUAGGCAAUUUUGCAUUUUAAAAUCUAGUUGAAUACUUAUCGAGAUUAUAACUUUAAAAUCACUAAUUACAUCUGAUUGAAAUAUCACUACUGUUACUGUCUAAUAACGGAAAAGUUAAAUGCGUUUGCUGAGACAAUUUCUUGUCCCUGGUUUUUUGCUUAUUAUGAUCAGCUAUUAAGUUUCUAGGUAUACUACGACAAACACUUAAACGGCAAAGUAUAUUUUUAAAGCUCUGAUAACCAAACUUAAUCUGUAGUUUCAAAAUAAUGUGCAAUACUGAAUAAAUUUUAAAAUGCAAAUGUCUCAGUUAUGUACUUUUAUCGGCCUACAUGUUGGGAUAAAGUUAAAAAUGAAAUACUUUUAACUAGCGAAGACCUAUAAUUCUUAUAGGAUUUGUUUCGAUAUAUUUUAAUAGGUUUAGUAACAAUUAAUGUCAUUUUUAGUCGCAACCUCAGAUUCGAUAGCUACAAAUGGUUUUAAAAAAACUUUUUGCCAUCAAUUGCCAACUCUUAGUAAGCUCUAUAACAGGGGUCCGCAAUCUUUUUUUGGCCGCGGGUCAAAUUCAACCAAAAUGCGAGUAUUAUACAGAUAUUUUCGUAUUAAGACAGUAUUUUAGUAAAUAAUAAGAUAUAUUAUAUUGAGAAAAUAAUUACAAACAUACGAGGAUAUAUUCAAAAAUUCUUAGUCUACUAUAGAACCAAACAAAAUUUCAAUGUCAAAAUAUUCUCAACAUAUUCUCCUCUUAAUUGGAUACAUUUAUUACAGCGAAGCUUUAAAAAAUGUUUCUUCUUGCUCUGCAAACCAGACCUCCACAGCUUUUAUUACCUCCUCGUUGGAAUGAGAUUUACGAACUUUUUUACAUUUGAGGAAAAGGAUGAUAGUCGGACGGAGCGAAAUCUGGUGAAUAAGAGGGGUGUUCUAAUUAUUCAAAUCCUAAAUCACGAAUUUUUUGCAUCGCAACAUGAGAUUUGUAUGCAGGGGCGUUUUCCUGUAAAAACAAAACACCUUUGGAUAGUUUUCCGCGUCUUUUCUCUUUAAUGUUUUAAGUAAGGUCAGAGUAAUGUCGAAUAGUAAUCUCCAGUUAUUGUUCUACCCUAAUAAAAAAUCAAUCAUGAUUACUCCUAACACGAAACUUCUUAGGUCUUGGAGAACCAGAAUGUCGCAAUUUCAUCAAUUGUUGCUUUGUUUCUGGAUCUUAGAAAUGAACCCAAGUCUCAUCCAUAGUAACAAUUCGGUUUAAGAAGUAUACGUCGUUUUCAAAUCGAGCACAGAUCGAACGCGAUGCUUCUACCCUUGCACGCUUUUGGUCAAUAUGCAAACAUUUGGGGAUGAUCAAAUUGACUUGAACGCAUUUGUUUGAAAUAUUUAGUGCUUCAGAUAUCCGUUUUAGCCCAAUUCGACGGUCUGAUAAAAUAAUGUCAUGAACUGCAUCGAUAUUUUCGGAGACUGACACAGAAACAGUCCUUCCCGAUCGGUCAUCAUCUUCAAUGGAAAAUUUACAUGUUUUGAAGCUUGCAGUCCAAUUUUUCACGGUCGCUUACGAAGGACAUUGAUCACCAAGGGUAUUAAGCAUAUCUUCGUGAAUCUACUUACCUCUUAAUCCUUUUAAAUACAAGUACUUGAUGAUGACACUCCAAUUUUUCGAUUUUCACAAUUUCGGUGGACCUCUUUUUUCUUUUAAUUUAUUGCGUAACUCUGGUUUACUUUUUUGACGUCAAACCUCACACUGACACUUCUAAUUAGUUAUUGUUCGUUGCUAUGGGAACGCAAUAUUUUGUUUAUGCAUGGAUGUGGUCUUGGCUAACUAGAUAUCAAUACAUCCUCGUAGUUGAAUGAACUUUCUUUAUUAAUUUUCUCUACGAUAUCAAUGGCUCCCCUGUUGUUGAAUUUGUGACGUCAAUUCAGUCAAGCCUAGUUUAUAGUUAUAGUUAGUCGUUCCGCAAUUUCUUGAAUUCAUCCGUCCAUAAUGUUGAACUUAAACAUUUCUAAACUAAAAUUGUCAAUUCUUAGAUAUUCAAAAUACUGCAAAUUUAUAAUAUUCUCUUCUAUUUCAUCGGGCUUUAUUAUAAAUGUAAGCAUUUCUCCAUGUUUAUUAAGACGUUCAAACCGACUUUCAUAUUCACUUUUAAUGCCCGAAAUCCAACUUUCGAACAAAUUUAGAUUGCGUUCAUCGAUAUUUUCUUUUUCAUGUUACCUUUUUAACGAGGGAAAGAAAUAAAAUUUUUUAGUUUUUAUGCCAGUUUCAAAAAAUGUCAAUUUUGAAGUAAAACUGUUCUAUUCCUCAUACAUUUUCAAAGUUCUGUAGUUAUUUCCUUGGAGUCGAACGUUGAAAUCAUUAUAUUGGUUCAUUAUGUCUGUUGAGAACAAGAGUCUUACAAAUCAUUGUUUAUCAUUGAGUUCAAAAUCAUUUUAACCGAUUACGUAAAGAAAUAUUUGUAUAUCAUCAAAACACUUUACAAAUCUAUUAAGAACUUUGCCCUGAGUAAACCAUCGCAUUUCAAAACUUAAUAACAAAUUUCCAUAUUUCGAUUCAAUUUCCUCCAAAAAACCGUUGAAGCGCUGAUCGCGCUAUUAUCAUGUUUACGAUCUCAACUUUUUCCAUUACAUCCUUAAGUUGUUGUGUAGAUGCCUUUGCAAAUAAAUUUUCUUCAUGUAUGAUACAAUGAAACGAUAAAAGUAUACGGCCAAGUUCACUUUACAUUAGUUUUACAAAUCCAACAGUUUUUCCUCUCAUACUUGGAGCACCGUCAGUUGUUAUGGGAAACAAUUUACUUUUUAAAUCCAGUACUUGACCAUUUUUGAAAUUUAUAAACUCUUGUACUUGACCAAAAAUAUGAGUACCUUUGGUGGUGUCAUUCAUUGAAGCUAGAACGCAUAGUUCUUCUUUGACAUUCGAGCUAUUUAUUGAUGCAAAUCCAAUAAUUAUUGCCAGCCUACCAAUACUAUUUAUGUCGGUCCUUUCGUCAACUGCAAUGCUAAUUAUGUCACAAGAUAACAAAUCAUUUUUGACCUGUUCAUCAAUAUUCUUUGCCAUACCUUCAACGCGACGCUGGACUGGACUGGACUGACAAUAGCAUUUCUUUGAUUCUCUCAAAUUCUCCCAAAGUGUUCGGAACAGUUUAUGAAUGCGUUUUUCAAAAACUUGCUGUCUGUAAAUGGUUUUCCGUUGUACCAAUGGUAAGAGCUGCAACAAAGCUCGCAGACAUAGCGUGAUUGUUGCUGGUAAAAUUUAAUACACGUUUAUCAAUGUAUUCAGAUUUAUCUUUAUUUGCCACUCACAUCUUUAUGUUUUGAAGUAAAGUGUCGCUCAAUAUUAUUAGUCCUGACGGUAAUUAUAUCUGUACAUAAAGUACAUAUCAAUUUGUCACCGUUUUCGAUACACCCAUAAUUUUAUGUCCCACCCAUCUUGAAAUAAUCUCUUUCUUGCUUUUUGUUUGUUCAUGGUACUUUUUUUAAAUAAUAUUUAUUUCUCUAGGUCACUAUUAUUGUGUUAUUGUUUUACACGCUCUAUAACUAUAACUAACAUACAACUGAGAUAACUAAUCCGCCGAUUCCAUAUCCAUUCAGGCGGGGGUGGAGCUUUAAUUGAUUCAAAGUUGGUACGUUCAUACGACAAAAAUUUUUUGAGAAUAAUAAAAAAAAUUUUUGGGUUGCUGACCCCUGGUCUAAAAGUAAGUUUCACAUUAAUUAACCAAAAACAACCACAAUCGAGGUAAAAUUUGCAUUUCGUUCCUCUUUUGAUAAAACCGAUUUUUAAAGCAAAGAUGAAAAAUGGGUACUUAAUGUUAAUCUGAAGAGCAACAAUGGUUGGACAACCGUGCCGUAAAUCCUGACUUGCAUGCGAAAAGAUGAUGUGUGUUAGGCCGAAUUUUAAAAGAAUCGUUCAUUAUGAGCUCUUUCCUUCAAAUCAAAUCAUCACAGAUGAAGUGCAGAGGUUAGGCAAAGGGAAAGAGCUCGUCGUUUUUGAUCGGAGUAGAUCACGAUAACCCAUUACCACAUACUGAGAGAUCACGAGGGAAAAGCCCUUUUGGAAUAUAACGUUCUUCCACAACCACAAUUCUCUUGUUGUCGCCAGCCAGGUAGUUUAAAAUAACGGCAACGAUAUCAUUGAUUAAAUUGUUUUAUGAGUAGUGAAUUAGUUUUUUAUUGGUUUACCUAUUUUUCUUGUUCAACAACAAUAUCAUUAAGUUCAUUAUUGGGUAGAUUGAGGAACUUUUAUGUCGAAUAAGGUUUCGUUUCAGUGAUGAACCUGAUUCAGGAACAAUUUUCUUCUGCAGAGCUGUGGUUAUAUGUUUGUAGAGGGAUGGUUUUUUGGGGUAACGUUCGCUCAGUGUGUGUGCUUGCAAUAUAUCAUAGGGAUGAGUUAAAUUGAAAGAAGAGAAGCAAAUGAAAUAUAAUAGCACACGGAAUGAAAGUAGUAUUGUAUGGUAGAGAGUAGGUACAAAAUCGGGCCCAGCUGCGGCAGUAUUAUCCCUUUUCGUUGGCCAUUUUGGCAAAAAUCUAACGCAAAGAACCUGUAAAGUAUUGACUACACUACUCGCGAAGUUGAUCGAAGUUGACUUCUAGAUGCAAAUUUCAUUUCGCUUUGUGCAGCAGCGCCUCUACUCACUCAAUUUUAUAUACGAUAUAAUUUUUAAUAAAAUCAAGAAGAGCUAUUUGACCUGUAGGGUCUUCAUAAAUAUUAUUCUCACAAAAUUUGUUAUUGUAUCGUUUUUAUAUUUGGAUAUAGAGCAAUAAAGACCCCAGAAACAAUAAAACAUUAAAUUUGCUUCGUUUUAGGAAAAAAAUAUUUUUGUUUGUAGAUCAUUGAACACACUUAAAAUAUUUAGAAUUGUUGUUUAGAAACAUUGUUCUGAUUUGAGACUUAUUCAUUCCAUGAAGAAAUUCAUACUUAAAGUAGUGUUAUUCGAGAAUAGCUACAACAGAUAUUAUUUGGAUAAACCUAAUCUAACUUAUCUAUUAGUCAUUUUGGUAAAUAACUGAAUCUAUUCUAUUACAAUUUUUAUUUGGGAUGACUAAGUCAUAUUAGAAGAACACAUUAAAUCAAUUCAAUAUGUUUAUGUAAAUUGGAUAAUUAAUAAAUAAAUAUCAGUU